Molecule: messenger RNA, 5552 nt
Organism: Nylanderia fulva
Lineage: Eukaryota; Metazoa; Arthropoda; Insecta; Hymenoptera; Formicidae
Gene: dsd
Product: attractin-like protein dsd
Cellular component (GO): Golgi apparatus
Molecular function (GO): protein binding
Source: RefSeq, a predicted model, not a curated record
AGCAGCGGCGGAUAGACAGUAGGAGCGAGUCGCGCGAGUACGUCGGUCGAGAGAGAGGUUUGAGUCGGCUCGAAUUGUCGCGUCGCGAGCAUUACGGUAGUUCGGCGAGGUGUUCGGUCCGUGAUUUUGUUCGCCUUUUCCGUAUGCGCGUCGCUCGUCGGUGCGUCCGUUGCGGCCAUUGUCCCUGACAUGGAAGCCUACCAAAAUGGCAGAGAUCGUGCACAUGUUUUUGUUCCUAUAUAAGUCCAAGUAUCGUCGGAAAGAUCAGUGGCGGCGAUCUCGUCGUGGCAACGGCGGCGGCAACGUUGGUAACGUGGACGACGACGACGACGACGAGAUCGCCGCGGUCGGGCGCGAUCGACGACGCCGUCAUCGACGACGCGGCCAUGGCAGCGACGCCGCCGCGGUCGCGGUGCCGUGGGCGACUUUAUUACCGUGGGCGGUGCUCGUCUGCUGCUGGGUGAUGCGCGUAAGCGACGCCGCGUCCUCAUCUUCCGCGUCGCCGAUCGUGGAUACGGCCUGCUACCUAGACACCUGUGUCAACGGGGACUGCGUCAAUGGCACCUGUAUGUGCCACGAGGGUUGGCAGGGCUCGCACUGCCAAUACUGCGGCGGGAAGGUCAGAUUAUCAGAGAGGACUGGCAUCAUCCACGACGGUUUCGGCAAUUACACAGCGGACGUGAGGUGUUCCUGGUUGAUCGAGAGCAGUCCGAACACCAAGAUACGGAUGCACGUGGAGCAAUUCGCAACGGAAUGCGCCUGGGAUCAUCUAUACAUCUACGACGGUGACAGUGUCGAGGCACCUCUAUUAGCCGUCUUCUCCGGCCUGAUGCACAAAGACGGCUAUCACGUACGCCGCGUGCCGGAAGUAAUAGCGCGAUCCGGCAGCGUGUUGCUGCACUUCUAUUCCGACGUCGCGUACAAUAUGAGCGGCUUUAAUAUUACGUAUAAAGUCAACGCUUGUCCGAGCAGAUAUUCCUACAUUGACUGUUCCGGCCAUGGAGUGUGCAUCGAAGGCACGUGUACCUGCGAUGCCAUGUGGACCGGUGAAGCCUGCGAUGCGCAGGUAUGCCCAAACAAUUGCUCCUUCCUUCAUGGACAGGGCGAGUGUGAUCGCGAGCGUCAUCAGUGCAACUGCUUUAACGGCUACAAAGGCGCAGACUGCAGCCAAAAGGGCGAUCGUGGAUUUUGGGAAAGUAUCACGUACAAGGAUUUGCCGCCGGAUGGGUCGGCCAGUCACUGUUCUAUCGUCUGGAAAGAUUCUCUGUACGUGGUUGGCGGCGAGAGUUUCAACCGUGCCAAGAUGAUAUACGUAUAUGAUUAUAACGGCAACGUCUGGGAGACGCCUCACAUCGAGGGUCGCGCGCCGUUGCCACGAUACGCGCACUCGUGCGUGCUCUUCGGCGACAAGAUAUUCAUGUAUGGUGGUGCCUUGCAAAACUCCACCAUGACCAACGAGAUCUGGGCGUUCGACGUGUCCGCCAAGGUCUGGGAGAACGUCACCGUGUACAAUAGCUGUCACAACAGAACGAUGUGUGGCCCGCUGAAGGUAGCUGGGCAUACCGCGACUUUAGUGCAAAGUCAUGACAAGAAGGAGAAAAUGGUUGUGAUAUUCGGCUUUUCGCCGGACUAUGGUUACUUAAACACCGUCCAGGAAUAUUCUUUGGGUACGCGCGAGUGGAACAUUGUCAAAACGAUCGGUUUUCCGGUGAAGGGCAGUUACGGCCACAGUUCCGCCUACGAUCCUCUCACGAAUCUCAUCUAUGUAUACGGCGGUUAUGUGUCAGAGCCGUUGAAUUUGCACGUGUUAACCAACCGAAUGUAUUCAUAUCAUCCCAAUAAUCACGAAUGGCGUCUGCUCACAGCGGCACCGUCGGCGCGUUUCUUUCACACGGCUACUUUUGUUUCCGACGGACUGAUGUUGGUGUUUGGUGGUAAUAUGCACAACGAUACGCAACAGUCUCACGGUGCGCAAUGUUAUUCAGCCGACACGCUCGGCUACGACGUCCUAUGCGACACCUGGCAUCAGUAUAUCAUGCCUAGAGAUAUGGGCGAUCUUCCGCGAUACGGUCACAGCGCGACAGUCUUCGAGAAGUCGAUGUACGUCUACGGUGGUUUUAAUGGUGAAAUGCUCUCUGACAUGUUGAGGUAUACCUCAGGCAAAUGUGACCAAUUGACAAAUCAGAACCAGUGCCUGAACGCUAGAAUAGGUGCGAAAUGCGUGUGGCACAAACAAGACGGUCGAUGCCUUUCUAUCACGAGGCAUACGCUUAAGAAAUAUCAAGACGAUGACACUUAUAUGAAAUGCUUAGACAACGCGCCGCCACGUGGAAUGACGUCGCAUGAAGAGCUUUGUAAGCUUUUCGGCGACUGCUCUUCCUGUGUGCAAACUUCAUAUAAUUGCGUUUGGUGCAACAAGGGUUGCCAGCACGAAAAAUGUCGGGAUCAUCAACCUAGUACGACUACUACGAGGCCUCCUGUUGUUAUGGAUCUAAAGCAGUGCGAGUCGAGUGGUAUCGAGUGCGCGCUACUGUACACAUGCCACGCUUGCGAAGCUAAUCCACGUUGUCAAUGGUCUUGGGUCACCGCUGAGCGUUGCAUGCUUAGGCAGAGCACUCAGCAGACAGUGGACAACAGCACAAUCCUUCUACCAAAAUAUCCGGAAAUGUGCCGAUAUAAUCCAUGUAUAGAGUAUACAACGUGUCGCAACUGCACGGAAGGCGAUUGCAUCUGGUGUCAAAAUGAGGACAGGUGCGUGGACAAGAAUGCAUACUCGGUCAGUUUUCCCUAUGGACAGUGCCGUGAGUGGACUACGACGGAUACCAGGUGUCGUCCAACAGAGAUUGGCAAGGACUGGUGCAGCUUUUAUUUGUCGUGCGCCACUUGCCGUUCAGACCCUGCAUGUGGUUGGUGCGAUGAUGGAUCGGGCACCGGGAAAGGUAUGUGCCUGCCCGGCGGAGCUCGUGGUCCCAGCAGUACCAAGACCUUAGAGACGUGUCCGUUCGAACAUUGGUACUUCACAGCAUGUCCAACCUGUCAGUGCAACGGACAUAGUAAGUGUCUUCCAAACAGCAGCGUCUGCAUUCAGCCGUGUGGAAACUUAACUUAUGGACCACACUGUGAUAGAUGUAUAUCUGGGUACUACGGAAGUCCACUUAACGGAGCAAUGUGUCAACCUUGCUCCUGCAACAAUCAAGGCACGCAAUGCACAAGCGAAACGGGCAAAUGUUUUUGCACGACCAAAGGCAUUAUUGGCGAUCACUGCGAACGUUGUGACGUGUCCGGUCUUUAUAAUGGAGAUCCUACGAAUAAAGGAUCUUGUUUUUAUGACUUAGCUAUCGAUUAUCAGUUUACAUUUAAUUUAAGCAAAAAAGAGGAUCGUCAUUAUCGGGCCAUUAAUUUCAAAAACUCACCACCAAAAGCCGAUAUCGAUGCUGAAUUCUCUAUCACGUGUUCCGUACUUGCUAAAAUGAAUAUCACCAUCAAAAAAGUAAACAGUCCGGAAAAGCCGCUGUUGCUCGGCGCGAAUUGCACGACGACCAUGUACAAGCAACGCUUUAGCAAGGCGGAUUACAAUUUUGGCAGCGAAGAUAAUAAUACUUUUACCACAUUCUAUGUAUAUGUUUAUGACUUUCAACCACCGGUAUGGAUUCAAAUCUCAUUCUCUCAAUACUCCAAAUUGAAUCUACAACAGUUUUUCAUUACAUUCUGCACAGAUUACAUGCCACCACACAGGUGUUUUCUCGCUCUGCUAUUGGUAGCCGCCAUUCUGUGGAAGAUCAAACAGAAAUAUGACCUGUAUCGACGAAGACAACGGCUCUUCUUAGAGAUGGAACAGAUGGCCAGCAGAGCUUUCAGUCAAGUUAUAGUGGAGAUUGAGAGACGUGAUAUUGACAGCACAGAUCUGGAACACGGUGAUACCGAUUUUAAUUGCCGUAAAAAAAAGAAGGAUGUCCCUCCUAGUCCGAUCGCAUUGGAGCCCUGUUGUGGCAACAGAGCGGCAGUCCUGUCUCUGCUAGUCAGAUUGCCAACUGGCGGCGAACCUUACACGCCAACGGGACAAAGCGCCGGUUUAGCCGUUGCGUCUGCUUUGGUGACAUUAGGCAGCCAGCGUAGACCAUCUCAGGAAUUAACGACGAAAGAGCCGAAGAAGACGAGGAAGUCGGCCAGUCAACAUCCGGACUCCACUUGUAUUUAAUGAUAAAACGAGCAAAUUGGGAAGGACGUGAUUAUAAUGAGCCUUAGAGUUGUUUCUGUGAUCUUGCCCGUGCUUAAUACGGCAGGACUUUUAUCUAACUCUGACAGAGUGAAAAGUGUGGUGAUGAUUCAAUGAUCGCAAUGAGAUUGAAAACAUACGGAGAAUUUUAUUCGUUGAUUUUACACGUGCACUGAUUGGUGAACCAAACGAUUCAGCUGUUUUAUUCGAAGAGUUGGCUGAACGUUUAACAUUAGAUAUAGAUAUACGCGCGUUUUUCCUUAUCGAGUAGAAGGAGACGUCUUUGAUAGAGGAAUGAAUGAACUACUCCGAACAUUUACGUCCGCUAAUCACGGUGAGUAACACGUUUAGAAUUGAGGUGCAUAUUCAAGUAUCUUCGUUCGCCAAGAAGAGACGCCCGCAUUGAUUAUUCGGCUAACAUUCGAAUUUUCUUUAUAAAUCUCAAUUAAUGAUGUACAGUAUUGUAUAUAUAGAUUAUUAGAUGAUUACACAUUUUUCUUGAAUGAUAUGUUUGCUCGUGUGUGGAUAAAAUGGCCUCGUGCAUAUUUGAAAAACUUUUAUCUGCUGCUUCUUUUAUACGAAUUCCUUCAAUCAUAAUCCAAAUGAAACGCAUGUGCAGAUUUAAUCCUUCUAAGUCUAGAAAGUUUUUAAAAAUAUCUUUGACCAAUAUUAUUUUUUACAAAUCAAUAAAUUCAACAAUAAAAAGCUUAAGUCUGAAAGAAUAACACAUUUAUCAUAAAUUCUUGUUUUGUAUAUCUCAAUUUUUACAUUGCAGUAGAUAAAAGUUUAUAAAUGCCAUAAAAGUUAUUAAUAGAAUCCAUUAAUGUUACUGAAAUGAUUGAAUUCGAAGAAGUACAACGCUUCGACAUAAGCUGUAAAUAGGCUGUAUUUUUGUCGAUUUCGCAAACGAAAAUGCAGAUUAAUAAUGACGAUCCAAACACAUACGAGGUGAAUGGAUGUCAAAGAAUUCAUUAUUAAUGCAUCUAUUUGUAACGAAUGUGUAUAAGAUUCAUAUUCUAAAUCGAUCAAGGUGAACAGAGAUAAUUGCAAUUAAGGCAGAUUUAUAUAAGGUACAAACCACAUAUUUGAUCCUAUAUGCAAUUCGCAUAUUAGAAUAUUGUGCCAAAUCAGCAUUUCUUUUUUAUUAUUAUAACUGCAAAUUAUUUGUCGAGGCAAGCUUUAAUUAACUAUUGAUCGGAAAGAAUGAAUAUUUUUACUUAUUUCGUUUUACUGUUCAUCAUUACUACUAAACAUGAUCACCAAUUUGCAAAAUUAAGAUACCAAGUAAAAUUAAAGAUAAUUUAAUUAGAAGUUUUAAACAUUUCGAUUAUAUUUA